UCCAAGAUACUGGCAUACCGGUGUUCAUGAAAGUUGUAUAUAUUCUGAAAAUCGAAGAAAAGUGGCAUUUAUGCAGUAGACUGUUCCGAGCAAUAGCAUACACAGAAGGAGAGCACGGAUAUAGGAUAAAAAACACGGAUAUAUGGUUGAAACUGUUGCCACAAGAUCACCACGACACCAACAUCCUUGAUGCAUAUGUGGACAAUGAUGGAGAUUAUAUUGUCAUGCUGAAACAUAGACCAUUAUACAUAUCAUGAAAUUGAUGGAGAGACCUUGUUUGGAUUGACGGAGACCAUGGUGGGGAACAUCUAUCCAAGGCUCAAGGAACAAGUGGCAUUCUUGAAGGCUGUUGCGUCACUCAAGGAGCAAGAGUUAAAGACUGUGGCAACCAUAGACGACGAACUGGUACCUGUGUACGAGUCCGACUCCACACACGUUCUGGAAGCCAGUCCUAGUCCUAGUCGAGGAUCAUCGCCAACCCUUCCACGCAUACCAGCCUCACUGCAGAAACAUCUUGAGGCCGAGGACCCUGAUUUCAUGAGCAACACAAAGAGCGCCAAACGCAGCAGACUGGUGACGAUUUUAGCGGAACACCUAAUGGAUAAAUAUGAAUUAUUUCCAAAAUCGAGUCAUUACGAUGGAUUACUACAAGCUCUUGUAAAGAAAUACCCCUUCCUCAAUGGCAAGAAUGGAGAUAAUCUGAAAUGUCUUAAGGAAUGCCUCCGCAACAAGUGCAAGAAGGAGAGGAGGCCACUGACGACCGUACAAGAAGUUGUUGAAAUGAAAAGAAAGUUUGGCUCGCCUGGCAGGGGACGACCAUCCAAGAGAACACUGUCAGGAGAUAGUGCAGCUCCUAUAGAAGGAAAAACGAGGAUGUGUCAGACAAUUGAGACCGAGGCCGAGGAUGAACGGUCAAUAUUGCUCCAUCUCAAGGCAUUAGCCUUAGAGACUGUGAAGCUACGCCCUAACAUGGACAUCGUCCGGGAGAAGAUAAGGAGGACUUUUACUUACCGCAGCAAUUAUUACAUGGAUAAAUCAAUUACAACGGCAAUGGUCAUCGAGCGAUUUCCCUGGCUGCGAAGACCAAAAUUUCUUCUGGUAGACAUGGACAUGCAAUAUAGAGUAAAUUGUGAGCGGACGAUCAGAAGCGGUCUUUUGCCACUCUGCGACAAUGUAACCAAACGUUGUCCGAAGCCAGACAGUGAACGGCUCCGACAGCUGCUACAAGAAGAGACAGAGACAAGUGACGAAUCCACUAAAAAAAGUACAUGCAUUACUAAAAUGUUUAAAAAAUUUAAAUUAAAAACCCUGAAAAAAUUUAAUUUUAAAAACCCUGGACGUAUGCGAAACCAUCUCCAAUCGUCAUGUCUAUGCAUGAUGACAACAUCAUGUGGAACUGUCAUAAUUUCCUAGAAUCUUAGUACUGUUCUCAUACUGUAUAUGGGAACAUGCAUAUUUGUGUAUACAACAUUACGAGCUUUUGAUAAGGGAUCAAGACCCUCUCUCUGCACCACUGUGUGCAAUAGACCACUUGUGACAUGUACUACGCAUAGUUGAGUUAUGUGUCAGAAUUUAUUUAUCUUUCAGAAUCGUCAUUGACUGCUGCCUUGCUAAUGUUGCCAAACCUGCUACACGAAAGCCUCGCCAACUUUAUUGCGAUUG
Priapulus caudatus is the source of this 1662-nucleotide messenger RNA. RefSeq names its product sterile alpha motif domain-containing protein 3-like. The coding region runs from base 295 to 1413 and encodes 372 amino acids. The transcript has 7 exons. NCBI's taxonomy places the organism in Eukaryota, Metazoa, Priapulida, Priapulimorpha, Priapulimorphida, Priapulidae. The record is from RefSeq and is a predicted model, not a curated record. Gene Ontology annotation, molecular function: protein binding.